AUGGUUCUGUCAACAGUAUCAUUAUUGUGCCUACUUGCCGCUGAGGUAUCCUACACCGUCUCCUACGACACCACCUACGACAACAGCGGCCAAUCGCUCGACACGGUCUCCUGCUCGGACGGGCCGAACGGCAUCCUCAGCAGGUACCCGUCCCUCUCGACCUUCGGGUCCCUCCCGGACUUCCCGUACAUCGGGGGCGCCGCGGCGGUCGCGGGGUGGAAUUCGCCGCAGUGCGGGACGUGUUGGCAGCUGACGUACAAUGAGAAGACCAUCACGGUGCUCGCGAUCGACCAUGCGGAGGAGGGGUUCAAUAUCUCGUUGGAGGCGAUGAAUGCAUUGACGGAUAACCAGGCGGAGUUCCUUGGUCGGGUGGAUGCGACUGUAAACCAGGUGGAUGUCUCGCAGUGCGGGUUGUGA
Messenger RNA from Gloeophyllum trabeum ATCC 11539, 417 nucleotides. Its product is annotated as Cerato-platanin. The record is from RefSeq and is a predicted model, not a curated record. The transcript has 3 exons. NCBI's taxonomy places the organism in Eukaryota, Fungi, Basidiomycota, Agaricomycetes, Gloeophyllales, Gloeophyllaceae. Bases 1 to 417 code for a protein of 138 amino acids.